Molecule: messenger RNA, 2649 nt
Organism: Clupea harengus (Atlantic herring)
Lineage: Eukaryota; Metazoa; Chordata; Actinopteri; Clupeiformes; Clupeidae
Source: RefSeq, a predicted model, not a curated record
AUUUAAGGAUGCGUUGGCCUCUCACUGCGUCUGCUCAAACAACUGAGGAGGAAAACUCUACUGCAAAGGCUAUCUUACGGUUUUCUUUAUGUAUCCAGAACAAAACUAACGCUCACAUAAGACGAAGGGUUCAUCAUUCCAUAUUGUAAUCUCUUGGCAGACUGUAUGGAAGAGACUGCCGUACUGUGUAUCGGACAUGUGAAAGAAUCAAGCUGCAUUCAUGGCCUCGGUGGCCUCCUGCUGUAUGACCUUCUGCCAGCAUCUCUGGUCACUUGGUGUUUACACUUUACAAAACGCAGAGGAUUGCUAUUAGACAAGACUGAAUGAAAUGUAUCGAUAUUAGAAGGGACUAUGGAGGGAUUAAUCUGUAGUUACUACAGAAUAGCAUACAUAGAAAAAAAAACUGCUUGAGGAAAGAGAGAGAGAUCACUUGUGACAAAUUUUCAUCGACAGCAUCUCUCAAAAGUGUCUGCGGUUGUUGCUAUGAUAUGUUCCGUCCAAUCACUGCCGCAGCUCUCGUUCCACUCCCCGUUUGGGGGCUGGGGUUAUAUGACAUCAUUAAUGUUAGCCCCGACCCCUCAAAUCAAUUUAGUCACUUUUUUACCAAUAUUAAAGAAAUCCCCAGCUCUCUAACAACAAUCCCCAGGAAGGGUGAAUUGGAACGUGUCCUCCUCUCAAGAGCACCGGCUGCGCUAUUGAAUUGGCCGCGGUAUCCCCGUUGGCGUGCAAUUCUGGGAGGGGCGUCCUUUCGGCCACCGGGAAUGGCGGUUGCUGAGGCUGUGUGAGUACAGAGAGAAAGAGAUGGGGGUUUAGCGAAUACAUCCCUUUUCUCGAGACGCUGUCCCCUUCUUUCAUAUAUCGGCUCUGUUAACCGGUAUGGAGGAUUCCCGCGAGGACCAUGAACUUCAUUUCUGUCAUUUACUGAAAGUGGAGGAGCCCAUGACCAUCUCCUUGCCGGAGCCAGAUGGGAACACAGCUGAGGUGUCAGUUACUCCUGAAACAAUUCAAAAGGUGGCUGUAUCUGCUGAAAUGGUAACCAGUGCUGAUAUGGGAACCAUGAGCAAGGGUGUGAAAUAUCAAGGUAGCCAGCAUACAAUGGAGAGUGCAAAGUACUGCCAUGGAGUCAACAACAACCCUGGCUAUCUGUGUGAGACGGGCCACUGUUGUGGAGAGACGGGCUGCUGCACCUACUACUAUGAGCUGUGGUGGUUCUGGUUGCUGUGGACAGUCCUGAUCCUGUUCAGCUGCUGUUGUGCCUAUCGGCACCGGCGAGCCAAACUGCGCAUUCAACAGCAACAGAGACAGAGAGAGAUCAACCUCAUCGCCUACCACGGGGCCUGCAACUAUCCUGCCUCCAUGUUGGAUCUCAGCUUCCUGGCAUCCUUCAAACUGCCCUCGUAUGAGGAAGUGGCAGCCCAGCCCAACACCCCCCCUCCCCCCUACAGCUCCGUGUUCGCCCUGCAGGGGGGCUCGCGCUACGCCCACGCCGGCCCCAGCGGCAUGACCUCCUCCCAGAGCUCCCACAGCAACUACACCAGCUGCUCCUGCGAGUCCUGCUCCCUCACCUCCCACAGCAGCACCUCCUUCUCCGUGCAGGUCACCGACGAGACCGACACCAGCAACGCCACCACGCCCAGCGACGCCGGAGGCUCCAGAGUUCCCAGCGCCACCCUGGAACCUGCAACCCUGGGCUCUGAGCACGUCAACCCUCCCACACCGACACCGCCUCCAGCCGGACCGGAGUGCGCAUCACCCCAGCCUCCUGCGCCUCUGGUGCUGUCCGAUCCGUUGGGGGCGAUGUCCCUGCCGGUCGACGAGGACGGCCGCGGGAAGGAUCCAGCCCAGGAGAGCCCGUCCCCUAGGGCCACCCUGUCUCCACCCAAACACGCCCUGUUCUCCUCCAACGUGGACUUCUUCGAGCCGGACAGCCACGUGUCGGCCGCCUCGGACGCGGAGGGAGACGGCGGAGAGGAGGAGGACGACGACCUGGACGACGAGAACCACUUCCGCCACCGCCGUCUGACGGGAGACUCUGGCAUCGAGGUGUGCCGCUGCAAGGUGAAAAAGGAAGAAGCUGGUGAUGUCGAGAAGAGGGAUGCGUCUGAAGGUAGAGAAGGCACCGUGAGCGAACAGGAGGGGCGGGGCGAAGCGGGCCCUGUGCAUGACAGCGUCGACUGCUCCCUCCGUGCCGCCGAGGAGGCCCAAACCCAGCUCCCACCCGAGGACUGCGCCACCCAGUGCAACCCCACCCUCGCCAUUCAGAGGGACAGUGAGGCCAUCAUCACUGUGCAGUCCUCGUGAGAUGGUCAGUGAAGGGUUAAGUAGAACCAUUCAACUUUGUUAAGAUAUUUGAAAAUUCUCAGUCCAUAGCUGUCAGUUCUGAUGGAGAAACGAUGGACUAACAUAACGUUUGAAGGCAUGAGGCUGUAUCACACGAGGGAUCAUGCGUAGAUUGCAUGGGAUGUAGAAGCCCGUCACUGUCUGUCAGACCUCAGACCUGUUGUUUGGUGCUCGGUAAGCUGAAGGUGACCCAAAAGACCAAACAGAAGGGGCUCUGAUGCAAGAUGGAGCUGGACGAGCACAGAGCCCCAGAUGAGGACAUUUUGCCCGAUUCUCUUGUUCAUUUUCAACCCCCAGCCCCCCCCCCCC